Blepharisma stoltei is the source of this 999-nucleotide messenger RNA. NCBI's taxonomy places the organism in Eukaryota, Ciliophora, Heterotrichea, Heterotrichida, Blepharismidae. The record is from the annotation of a GenBank genome assembly.
AUGGAAGAAUUCAACAAGACAAUCUUUAAUACUGCUCAUAGCCUUUCCCCAAUAAUUUCUGAAGAAAAUGAAGAAUCAAACACUUACAAAAGUUCCUCAGAAAAAAAAUCCAACAUAAAAAUUAGGAAAAAAGAAGAUAAGCGCGUUUCAUUUGGAGGGAGAGUUGAGUUUGUUAUAACCCCUAGAGAGUCUCAAGAAAUUGCUGAAUUGCCUACAGCUCCAAAAGAAAAUUACCAAAAUCCUUGCUUUAUUGAAAUAGAUACACUUUCCUGCAGUACAGAAGAAAGUCUGACCCAAACGAUAAAAAAUUUUAAAAAUGGAUAUAGAGAGACUUUAGAUUGUGUAAAGUCAAAACUUGGGAUUCAUUCGAUGGCACCUACAGAUAUUGAUAUAGAAAAUUUAAAAGCUGAUAAUGUCUCGUUACAGAGAAAGCUAAGAGACUUAGAAAAAGAGCUGGAAAAUAUAAAUGUUCAAGCUGAAAAUGAGAUUAAGCAAGAAAAAAUAUAUUUUAUGCUGUAUUGAAUAUUCUUUAAAAUAAUCAUGCAUUGAUUAUAGAAUUUUUCAAUAUAAAAGGGAUACUAAAAAAAUCAAAAUAAAUAUAAAUAUUUUUUAUUUUGGCUUAAAAAUUUGCAUUUAUUGAGAUAAUGAAUAGAAGAAAAAAGUCUGCAAGACAAUUUAAACGAAUUCAACAAUAAUAUAGAAGCCAGCCUAGAAGGUUUAAAUAAGAAAAAUGAAGAAAUCAAAGAAAUCAACAAGGUAUAUUCAUCGAUUUUAAACGUAAAUGUUGAAUGUGAAGGCAAUUCUUUUACUUGCCAAGGUAGAAAAAACAAUGCAGAAUACAUUUUUAAUAUAGAACCUUUUAAUAGAGGUAUCCGCUAUAAGCCAAUAAAGGUAGAUUUUCCUUCAGGAAAUUUAUUGAACUGUGAAAUUCAUGAUUUAAUGAGACAUGAGCUUCCCUUACUUUUUAUACGAAUUUUUCGAGCACUUAACCCUAAUUAA